This is a messenger RNA of Oldenlandia corymbosa var. corymbosa, 1171 nucleotides long. NCBI's taxonomy places the organism in Eukaryota, Viridiplantae, Streptophyta, Magnoliopsida, Gentianales, Rubiaceae. The record is from the annotation of a GenBank genome assembly.
AAUGUAUGCAAGUGCAAACUGAACCACCACAUCUUUCCUAUAAAAAAAAAAAAAACCACCACAUCAGCCUUCCUCGGCCGGCAAGAUCGAUAGCAAUUCCGGCCAAAUCAAAAUGAAGCAUUUCAGCCACCCACACCCACUAGAAUUAUCAGAAAUCGUAGGAGACGAAAACGAUGAAGAAGUGAUCUGCUCCGGCUGUGAGGAGAAUCUCAAACCAGGAGAAGAAUUCUACUCCUGCAUCAAAAAAUCCGAAGAAGAAUGCCAAUUUUCCCUUCACAAAUCUUGUUCUGAAAAAAUCCCUGAAAAAUUCCGGCACAAAUCCCACCCUGAACACGAACUCAUCCUAAUCCCUGAACCUGACGUUUACUCCAAUAUUUACGGCUGCAAUGCCUGUGGGGAAAAGUUCAUUGGGUUCAACUACACGUGUACUGAAUGUUACGGCAUUUACACGCACCCCAAGUGUGCGUUUAUGCCGGAAAUUGUGAAGCGUGAUGAUCACGAACAUUCUCUCUGGCUGUAUUACUCGUCCCCUUUGCCGGAGGACGAUCAUGACACGAGCUUGGAUUGUCACGUUUGUCAAGAAUAUGUUCCCAGGGAUAGCUGGAAUUAUUACUGUGCGGAAGAUGGUUUCGGAACGCAUUUUGCUUGUAUCAAUGCCGAAGCAAUUGUUCCUACUGUUGAAGAAGAAGAAGAAGGAGGAGGAGGAGAAGAACUACAAGAAGAAGAAGAAGUACAAGAAGAAGAAGAAGAAGUACAAGAAGAAGGAGGAGGAGAAGAAGGAGAAGUAGAAGAAGAAGGAGAAGAAGAAGAAAGUAUAGAGGCAAUGCAAUAUGCACUCCAGAAUAGACAGGCCAUUCUUGAUUUCCAGGCGAAUAUGAGUCAGAUGAAUGCAAGGUUCAUGACAAUGCUAGCCAGCAACCCCUGGUGAUUUUGAUUUCCAAUUCCAAAACUGCCGACCUAGGUGGUGAUUCUAUGGUGUUUUUAUGGUCUUUUCACUCCUUUUUUUUUUUCUUUCUAAUUUUCCCUUCUAAUGUAUUACCUUAUUUUGGAAUAUUCAUGUCAUACAAUGUUAUGUGUUAAUUGUAUGAAGUUAUAUGCGUAAAAUUGUACAAUGUAAUUAUGUACUGGUUAUGUAUUGAAAUGAACGUUCAGUUUGAAAUUUUACUUCUGA